Molecule: messenger RNA, 818 nt
Organism: Setaria italica (foxtail millet)
Lineage: Eukaryota; Viridiplantae; Streptophyta; Magnoliopsida; Poales; Poaceae
Product: photosystem I subunit O
Exons: 4
Coding region: 137-571 (144 amino acids)
Source: RefSeq, a predicted model, not a curated record
UCCUGCCCGCGCCAGCGCGCGUCCCUGUCCGCGCCGUGCCUCCGCACCACAAAAACGAGGGGGCUACCCCUUGCAGCGCAGCCACGAACGGACCCCCGGGCCAUAGCAGCUGCAGCGGAACCGAUCGACAGAAGAUAUGGCCGCCUCCUCCUCCGCCGUCUCUGGCCUCGCCGGCGCCGCCCUCGCCAGCCGGCCGGCUUUCUCCACCAGCUUCGUGCGGGGCGGCCGGGUGUCGGCCAGGAACCCGCUGAUGACGAGGAACCUGGAGAGGAACGGCAGGAUCACCUGCAUGACGUUUCCCCGGGACUGGCUGCGGAGGGACCUGAGCGUGAUCGGCUUCGGCCUCAUCGGGUGGAUCGGCCCGUCCAGCGUCCCCGUCAUCAACGGCAACAGCCUCACGGGCCUCUUCUUCUCCAGCAUCGGCGAGGAGCUCGCCCACUUCCCCACGCCCCCGCCAGUCACCUCCCAGUUCUGGCUGUGGAUGGUGACAUGGCACCUGGGCCUGUUCAUCGUGCUCACCUUCGGCCAGAUCGGCUUCAAGGGCAGGACCGAGGACUACUUCGAGAAGUGAAGCGGCUGAGCUCCAUCUGCUGAAGCGGCGUGCGUGCCGCAUCGAACCUUGCUUUGUAUAGGGCUCUGAUCUGGCUGAAUUCAUGUGUGGUGCUGCUUUUGUGAUGAGCUCAAUGUAAAUGAGAAAAUCUACCGUCCCCCUGCUGCACGCUUGGGUUUAAUUUGAUGAAUAAUCUAGCUAGUGUCUCGUGACUGGAGAUCUUUGCAAAGUUUAAUUUGCGCAACAAAAAUGAGGGAGAAGUGUUCAA